CCGACCUUUGCCGAGACAGGAAAUCCCAGGGACUGCCAACGACUAGCCUUUUGUUUCACAAAUUGAACAAAUCUCUAAGUUGAGGUUGCAACCCAAAAGAGAGUGAAGCCUGGGCAGAGCAACAAACGGCAAGAAGCCAUAAAGGCCAACCUCUCCUUUACCUUUCUCCAGAACGAAAGGAGUUGGAGUUUCUGCUCAGGAAUGGAGCUGGAGGUAUUGGUAGAGGAGGACGUGGAGGAGGAGGAGGAUGAGGAGGACGAGCAAGAGGAAGUGGCUGUCCUGCGUUACGAGAGGCAGAUCACAGAGUUACUUGUUGUUAUUCUCAAGCUGAACAAAAAGAUCGACAGAUUGACUCUCACCACCAGCAGGGUAGACGAUGAAUAUCUGGAAACCUGCUCCGAUCUCAGUGACAACCUAUACCCAGAGAGCAGGAUGUUUCAAUUUCCAGACCAGGGCCUCUCCACAGAUUCCAGCUGUCCUGGACAGCCUUGUCCAACCUCAUUGCUAGCAGGUGAACCCUGCGACCUCUCGGGGGCGCUGCACCAGGUGCUGACAGAAAUCGAGGACACUGUGCACACGUGGAGAGCUGAAAUCCCACACCGUGGUGACGUCUCUGAGGAAAAGGAGGCUACCCUCGCACGCUGGGAGCUGGUCGCUCAAACAAUCGAGGAGGUGGAACGGGAGCUGGACAUUGACCUGAGCCCAGAGCUACGGGAGGAGAGGACGAAGUGGGAGUUGGACAUGGAGUGCCUGAGGGAGAAGAACCAGCAGCUCAGAGACCAGCUCCACGGGAAGGAGCAGGAGCUGCAGUCUACCAUGAUGGCUGUUGGCAGGAUUCAACGGGAGAGGGACAAGCUUCGUCUCAAGGCUGAUGAGUUGCUGUCGUCUCUCCAGAACGUGCAGCAGACUGAGAGAGACUCUUCACCUCCCAGUGUUACAGGCAGCACUGGAUCCGACACCAUUGGCAAUGAGAUCGAGGCGCCGGUGAACAAAGAUCCUGGCUUUGCCCUUGAACGAUUGAUGCAGUCAUUCCAGAAUUGUUCAGGCGUGCAGGAGUUCUCCCGAUUCCUUCUGACACACAAAUCCAAUGUGGUCGGAGUCAGGAUUCAAGGCUCAGAAAUGGAAGUGGAUCAGCUGAAGAAUUCCAUCGGUGAGUGGAAGGAACGCAAUAACCUCCUGUCCCGGGUUCUUCAGGAGUGCAAGGGUGACUGCGAGAGGCUGAGUAUGUUACUGGGGAAGCACGAAUCAAAUAGCACUGCACUGAACCUUGCUCUACAGUACAGUGAGGACUGCAUCGAGGCCUAUGGAAAACUUCUGGUCAAGGCUGAAACCGUAGGAAGACAACCGGAUGCAGGGGAGCCAGAAGUUGACAGCAGUAUCGCCCAUCUGAGAGGAGACAUUGUCAAACUAAGGCAGGGCUACACUGCCAUGAAACAGACCAUCAUCAAUCUGGGGGACAUUUCACCCGAUCUGAAGCGCUACCAGCAAAGUGGAAACAGUGAGAUCAUGCCAGUGGUGCGGGAUCUACCCCCACCUGGGUUCUGCUCACGUUUUCCUGGCAUGCUUCAGCAACAGAAUAAAGGGAAGGAAGAACUGCAGCAAGAUCUUCUAGCUGUCAGGGAAGAUAUGUCCUGGCUGAAAAGUCAGCUGAGUUGGAUGAAGAAGGAGAAGAAAAGAUUGGAGCAGAAGCUACAAUCUCAAGACCAUCAGGAUGAAGCCAUAAACCUCCUUCUUACACAUUGGCAAGAACAGCGGGAUGAAUGGUUGCAGGAGGACCCCAGGACAGACUGUGUUAGGCAGGAAACCAAGUCAGCAAUGCAUAAGGAGGAGCUGGUGUCUGAACCCACAAUGGUCUCCCUGCCAGAAAAGCAUCUAAGAGAUCAUAUUGAGGAGUUGGCUACAUCACUUGCAAGGCUAAUAGAAAAGAACAAUAACCAAAAGUAUCGGUCUGAGGAGCUGGCCACUGAGCUGAAGAAUACUCACAGCAACUUGUGUGCAGCCUUCAGAAGGACCAAGAAGAAGUACGAGAACCAGCUGAACAAACUGGAGUCACAGGUGGAUGCCAUGUCUGAGCGCCAGGCUGCCCAACUUCAAAUGCUGGAGCAGAGACUGAUGAGCCUUCAACAGAAGCUGGACCAUAACAAUGGCACACCACUGUAGCUGAGAUCGAAAGACCACACCUGGGACACCUGGGCAGUCUCCGCACACUGAAAAGUUUGAGUAUUUUAAGUUCGCCAUCAACAGAUUGUAUGAGAGAGUGACGUCCGUGGGUCUAGUAGGAGAUUCAAUGAAUGAGAUAGUGUAGCGUAUCCUUGGCCAUUAGGGAGAAAGUCAAUGACUGGUUUUAGGGAACAGAUUCAAGGGUUGUUCCCUCCCUAAGCCUUCACAAUUUUCCCCUUUAAGAAUUUAUCGAGUUCCAUGCAGGAAGUUCUUUUUCUUGAAACCGCAUCCACUGCCAAGCACAGCAUUGUGAUUUCAACAACCAGCUGUCUAAAACAUUUCUCUUUCUCUCCCUUCUGAUUCUCUUGCCAAUUCCUUUCGAUCUGUGUCCCCUGGUCACAAACCCUUCUACCAAUGGAAACCGUUUCUCCCCAUUUACUCCAGCAAAUCACCAUUGAUGACAUUCAACAUCUCAAUCAGAAUUCCUCUGGUCCAAUAAAUGGUCCAGUUUAUUCCCUGGUCCACUGUGAAAGCUACUAGAUAGUUAAGACAACUACCACAUCUAAAGUUACAUUGCAAAAUAGCCCAAUAAAGCAGAAUUUUAAAAUACUUCAGUUUGCAAUAUAUAUUUAAAAUGUUACAUAUAUUAUGGGAGAGGUGGUCUAAUAAUGCUAUCAGCUGGUUUUUUGUUGGAGGGAAGGCGGGGGUAGAGCCACUAGAUGGGAUUUUUGAUGACCACCGCAAUGGGAGACUGCCACAAGCUCUAAGCAGAAGAUGCGGCUGGGCUCCCGGUUGCCAACGACACUCACCCACUGGCUGUUGACAAAAGACUAGCCCACUAGUCAUCUGGGAGACCUUUGAACUAAAAACAAUUAGACCAGUCACAUGAAUACUUUGCCUGCAAGGGAGAGUAAGAGUUUGCGUACCCUCUGUUAAAUAACUCAACCCAAAACUGAGAAGUGGCAGAUGGAGUUCAACCCAGAGAAGUGUGAGGUGGUACACUUUGGAAGGACAAACUCCAAGGCAGAGUACAAAGUAAAUGGCAGGAUACUUGGUAGUGUGGAGGAGCAGAGGGAUCUGGGGGUACAUGUCCACAGAUCCCUGAAAGUUGCCUCACUGGUAGAUAGGGUAAUUAAGAAAGCUUAUGGGGUGUUAGCUUUCAUAAGUCGAGGGACAGAGUUCAAGAGUCGAAGGGUAAUGAUGCAGCUCUAUGAAACUCUGGUGAGGCCACACUUUGAGUACUGUGUCCAGUUCUGGUCACCUCACUAUAGGAAGGAUGUGGAAGCAUUGGAAAGGGUGCAGAGGAGAUUUACCAGGAUGCUGCCUGGUUUAGAGAAUAUGCAUUAUGAUCAGAGAUUAAGGGAGCUAGGGCUUUACUCUCUGGAGAGGAGGAGGAUGAGAGGAGACAUGAUAGAGGUGUACAAGAUAAUAAGAGGAAUAGAUAGAGUGGAUAGCCAGCGCCUCUUCCCCAGGGCACCACUGCUCAAUACAAGAGGACAUGGCUUUAAGGUAAGGGGUGGGAAGUUCAAGGGGGAUAUUAGAGGAAGGUUUUUUACUCAGAGAGUGGUUGGUGUGUGGAAUGCACUGUCUGAGUCAGUGGUGGAGGUAGAUACACUAGUAAAGUUUAAGAGACUACUAGACAGGUAUAUGGAGGAAUUUAAGGUGGGGGGUUAUAUGGGAGGCAGGGUUGGCACAACGUUCUGGGCCGAAGGCCCUGUACUGUCCUAUGUUCUAAAACCUUCCCACCCACUAUGUAGACUGAUAAUAAAUUUUACUUUGAACAAGGCAUAGGAGUACUCUCCACCACUCUAGUUAAGUGCAGCCCUAACAGCUCUCAAGAAGGUCAACACCAGCCAGGGCAAGUUUGGUUACCAAACCAAACAUUUAUUUCUUCCACUAUACUGCUGUGGAGCCCUUCAGCCCAUUUGCCUGUGCUGGCUGUGAAAGCUCACCACUUACUUCCAAAGCCCUGAAAAUUCUCCCAAUUCAAGGAUCUAGCAAUGUGAAGGUUGUAGUUGGUCGGGCAGGUAGCAGCGGAUUCAAUUCUGGAGACAGGGGAUUCUGGAGUUGGGGAGUUCCAUGUUUGGAUAUGCCUGCUCUGAGAUCUCAAGCUUGUGUACAUUUAGAUGGAUAAACGUGCCCUGGAACUGCAAGAUUCAGCCCAAUUGAAUCUACUUCAUCACCCUUCAAACAAUGCACUUUGGACAGCUGGCAGAGCUACUACUCGAGUCUCAACCUGUGCUGUCCAUGUGCAAUCUGCAGGUUUUUCUGUGACAGUGCGGGCUUCCUCCACGUGCUCCACUUUCCAAACACACCCCAAAGGCAGGCAAGCUGGGAGGUCAGUUCUUGCAUGCAGGUGACUGCUGGAAGCUGGGAGGGGAUGAGAAUGGGGGGGGGGGGGAGAGGAAUUGACGAAAGUUCCUGGUCAAAAACCCUGAAGCACAUCCUUCCCUACCCCCCCCCCACCCCACCACAGACACUGCUCAGCCCCUGCUGAGUUCCUUCAGCAGACUGCUGUUGCUUCAGGUUUCAGCACCUGCAGUUUCCUCUGUCACCACUAACAUUUUUGCAUUUUGUUCCGAAAUCUUGAGUAUUAAAAAAAAUACUGAAGAAUUACAGGGCGGUAUGGCGGCAGAGCAGUUAGCCUAACAGUUUUACAGCGCUGCUGAUCGCCAGUCAGAGUUCGAUUCCUGCCACGGCCUGUAAGGAGUUUGCAAUGCUCACCCUGGGCGCUCUGCUUUCCUCCCACAUUCCAAAGAUGCACGGGUUAGGGUUAGUCAGCUGUGGGCACACUAUGUUGGCACCAGAAAUGUGGCACAAUCCUCACUGGUUUGAUUUGAAGCAAACAACACAUUUCACCGCCUGUUUCGAUGUAAUGUGACAAAUAAAGCUAAUCUUACCUA
Messenger RNA from Mobula hypostoma (lesser devil ray), 5063 nucleotides. Its product is annotated as colorectal mutant cancer protein-like. The record is from RefSeq and is a predicted model, not a curated record. The transcript is spliced from 14 exons. Bases 202 to 2160 code for a protein of 652 amino acids. NCBI's taxonomy places the organism in Eukaryota, Metazoa, Chordata, Chondrichthyes, Myliobatiformes, Myliobatidae.